CAACACCCCGGUGAGGCCCGGUUGGAGGAGAGCCGUCAGGUGGGGCCUCCCUCUGGCACCGUGAUGGCUGUCAGGCAUGGGAGGCACAGUUGAGGAGGACGAGGGAGAGUUUCUAAAGACACAGAGCGAAAGCCAUGGGGAUGCUGCAGAUGGCAUCUGUGUUAAUUCCAACCCAGUCUAGCCAGGUUGGGGGCGAAGGGACACAGGACUCUCCUAAGCUGCCUUGGAGCACAUUCUUAAUCCUUGGCUUGAGUGUUUCCACUCCUGCUGCCUCAUUGCCCAGAGUUCUGUCUGGACUUGUCCGAGGAAGUUGUCAGACACUCCAUCCAGCUGGAGAAAAGAUCCCUCUGCUAGACAGCCUGCUGCCCACUGCUGCCGCCACUGCCACCGCUGUCCCUCCCUCUCCAUAGAAGUCAGGAGCAGCGCUGGCAGAGUGAUGGGACAGGCUCCGCUCUCUACCCUCUGCCUAGGAGUCUAGAGAAGCUCUCGCAGGAACACCACCUUGCCCCUCUGGGCAGCUUCCUUGGAAUAAGGAGGAAAAGCUGUGCAGCCUGGGGCUUGGGAGGGCAGAGAGGGAGGAAAGAAGUCGGGGCAGGGGACUGAUGAGGCUGGGGCAGGCAGCCUGAGGUCGGCCACACGGAGCCUUAAACAAUCACAAGGCCCCGGCAGUGGCUACAGUGAGCCUGACCUUCAACUUGCCUCCCUUUGCUCCUCUCCACAUCUCCCAAACCCGGAACCCUUGCCCAGGUGGCUGAGACUGGACUCAGCCAGCCAGUCCCCGUGAUUAAGGAGGCCACCUCCCCCUGUGCUCCACCUGCAGAGAAGCAGAAGUGGAAGCAAUUUCCCCAGGACCUGGCACCCCACUUACUGGGGAGGCAGUGGCUGAUGCCCUCCUGUCCCAAGGAGGAGGGGUGGGGGGUUGUCCGCCCUUCUCCCUGGGGCUCUGCAGGCUCCUGAACAGCACCUGUGGGGAUCCCAGUCCCACCUCACACUCUGAACGAGUUUUAACCGCUAAUGAUCAGGGAUUCUUCUUUCUAGAGAGGACGAGGUCAAGGGGCAGCGAGAGGCACUGUGAUUCAGGAUGACCAGCUCUCCUCCUUCCCUACAGGGGACAGAGCAUGAAAGAGGAAGGAAGCCAGCAGUAACCAUGUAAGGGCCAAGCCAGGAAGGCGGAGUACGCGAGCGCUCACAGGCUCUGUCUCCUGGUGCCCGCCCGGCUCAGAAUGGAACAGAGGAGGCCCUGGCCGCGGGCUGCAGAGGUGGACGGCUGGCCUGUGGUCCUGCUCUCCGCCGUCUGCGUGCUGCUGGCACCCCCGGCGGCCGGCAUGCCCCAGUUCAGCACCUUCCACUCCGAGAACCGGGACUGGACCUUCAACCAUUUGACGGUGCACCGCGGGACGGGGGCAGUGUACGUGGGGGCCAUCAACCGCGUGUACAAGCUCACGGGCAACCUGACCAUCCAGGUGGCUCACAAGACGGGGCCGGAGGAGGACAACAAGUCCUGCUACCCGCCGCUCAUCGUUCAGCCCUGCAGCGAGGUGCUCACGCUUACCAACAACGUCAACAAGCUGCUCAUCAUCGACUACUCCGAGAACCGGCUGCUGGCCUGCGGCAGCCUGUACCAAGGGGUCUGCAAGCUGCUGCGGCUGGACGACCUCUUCAUCCUGGUGGAGCCGUCCCACAAGAAGGAGCACUACCUGUCCAGCGUCAACAAGACGGGGACGAUGUACGGGGUGAUCGUGCGCUCCGAGGGCGAGGACGGCAAGCUCUUCAUCGGCACUGCUGUGGACGGCAAGCAGGACUAUUUUCCCACCCUGUCCAGCCGCAAGCUGCCCCGCGACCCCGAGUCCUCCGCCAUGCUCGACUACGAGCUCCACAGCGACUUCGUCUCCUCACUCAUCAAGAUCCCGUCCGACACCCUGGCCCUGGUCGCCCACUUUGACAUCUUCUACAUCUACGGCUUCGCCAGCGGGGGCUUCGUCUACUUCCUCACCGUCCAGCCUGAGACCCCCGAGGGCGUGGCCAUCAACUCGGCCGGAGACCUCUUCUACACCUCGCGCAUCGUGAGGCUCUGCAAGGACGACCCCAAGUUCCACUCCUACGUGUCCCUGCCCUUCGGCUGCACGCGGGCCGGGGUGGAAUAUCGCCUCCUGCAGGCUGCUUACCUCGCCAAGCCCGGGGACUCGCUGGCCCAGGCCUUCAACAUCAGCGGCCAGGACGACGUGCUCUUCGCCAUCUUCUCCAAAGGGCAGAAGCAGUAUCACCACCCGCCGGAUGACUCCGCCCUCUGUGCCUUCCCCAUCCGGGCCAUCAACUUGCAGAUCAAAGAGCGCUUGCAGUCCUGCUACCAGGGCGAGGGCAACCUGGAGCUCAACUGGCUGCUGGGGAAGGACGUGCAGUGCACCAAGGCGCCGGUGCCCAUCGAUGACAACUUCUGUGGACUGGACAUCAACCAGCCGCUUGGAGGCUCAAUUCCAGUGGAGGGCCUGACCCUGUACACCACCAGCCGGGACCGCAUGACCUCGGUGGCGUCCUAUGUUUACAAUGGCUACAGCGUGGUGUUUGUGGGUACAAAGAGCGGCAAGCUGAAAAAGAUUCGAGCCGAUGGUCCCCCCCAUGGUGGGGUCCAAUAUGAGAUGGUCUCCGUGCUCAAAGAUGGGAGCCCCAUCCUCCGGGACAUGGCCUUCUCCAUUGAUCAGUGCUACCUAUACAUUAUGUCUGAGAGACAAAUCACCAGGGUCCCUGUGGAAUCCUGUGAACAGUACACGACUUGUGGGGAGUGCCUGAGCUCGGGGGACCCUCACUGUGGCUGGUGUGCCCUGCACAACAUGUGCUCCCGCAGGGACAAGUGUCAGCGGGCCUGGGAACCUAAUCGAUUUGCUGCCAGCAUCAGCCAGUGCAUGAGCCUCGAGGUACAUCCCAGCAGCAUCUCCGUGUCUGAGCACAGCCGGCUGCUCAGCCUGGUCGUGAGUGAUGCUCCUGAUCUGUCUGCGGGCAUCUCCUGUGCCUUUGGGAACCUGACAGAGGUAGAGGGACAGGUAUCUGGGAGCCAGGUCAUCUGCAUCUCACCAGGGCCCAAGGUUGUCCCUGUCAUCCCUCUGGAUCAAGACUGGUUUGGGCUAGAGCUGCAGCUGAGAUCCAAGGAGACAGGAAAGAUAUUCGUCGGCACCGAGUUCAAGUUCUACAACUGCAGCGCCCACCAACUGUGCCUGUCUUGUGUCAACAGCGCCUUCCGCUGCCAUUGGUGCAAAUACCGAAACCUCUGUACUCAUGACCCCACCACUUGCUCCUUCCAGGAGGGCCGGAUCAACAUUUCAGAGGACAGGAACUGUGUGCAUGCAUGGGUGUGUACUCACAGAAGCAAACAGCUUGGAAGUGGCCUUAUUGUAGCUAAUGAAACCCAUCACCUUCCUAAAGCCCCAGAGGACUGUCCCCAGCUGGUGCCCACGGAGGAGAUCCUGAUACCCGUCGGGGAAGUAAAACCAAUCACCCUCAAGGCUCGAAACCUGCCCCAGCCUCAGUCCGGCCAGCGAGGCUAUGAGUGCGUCCUCAACAUACAGGGAGCCGUCCACCGGGUCCCCGCCCUGCGCUUCAACAGCUCCAGCGUCCAGUGCCAGAACAGCUCGUACCAGUACGACGGGAUGGACAUGAGCAACCUGGCCGUGGACUUUGCCGUGGUGUGGAACGGCAAUUUCAUCAUUGACAACCCUCAGGACCUGAAAGUCCACCUCUACAAGUGUGCAGCCCAGCGGAAGAGCUGUGGCCUCUGCCUCAAGGCCGACCGGAAGUUCGAGUGUGGCUGGUGCAGCGGCGAGCGCAGGUGCACCCUCCAGCAGCACUGUAGCAGCCCCUCCAGCCCCUGGCUUGACUGGUCCAGCCACAAUGUUAAGUGCUCCAACCCCCAAAUCACCGAGAUUUUGACGGUGUCCGGACCCCCUGAAGGAGGGACCCGAGUGACUAUCCAUGGCGUGAACCUGGGCCUGGACUUCUCCGAGAUCGCCCACCACGUGCAGGUGGCUGGGGUGCCCUGCACGCCCCUGCCGGGGGAUUAUAUCAUCGCUGAGCAGAUCGUUUGUGAGAUGGGCCAUGCCCUUGUGGGGACCACCUCUGGGCCCGUGCGCCUGUGCAUUGGCGAGUGUAAGCCAGAGUUCAUGACCAAAUCCCAUCAACAGUACACGUUUGUGAACCCUUCCGUGUUGUCACUCAGCCCCAUCCGAGGGCCAGAGUCCGGAGGCACCAUGGUGACCAUCACGGGCCAUUACCUCGGGGCUGGGAGCAGCGUGGCUGUUUACCUGGGCAACCAGACCUGCGAGUUCUAUGGGCGAUCAAUGAAUGAGAUCGUGUGUGUCUCGCCCCCGUCAUCCAAUGGGCUGGGGCCCGUCCCUGUCUCCGUGAGUGUCGACCGAGCCCGUGUAGACAACAACCUGCAGUUCGAGUACAUAGAUGACCCCCGGGUGCAGCGCAUUGAGCCCGAGUGGAGUAUCGCCAGUGGCCACACACCCCUGACCGUCACAGGCUUCAACCUGGAUGUCAUUCAGGAGCCAAGGAUCCGAGUCAAGUUUAAUGGCAAAGAAUCUGUCAAUGUGUGCAAGGUUGUGAACACCACCACCCUGACCUGCCUGGCACCCUCCCUGACCACAGACUACCGGCCCGGCCUGGACACCGUGGAACGGCCGGACGAGUUUGGAUUCGUCUUUAACAAUGUCCAGUCCUUGCUGAUUUACAACGACACCAAGUUCAUCUACUACCCCAACCCGACCUUUGAACUGCUCAGCCCCACUGGGGUCUUGGAUCAAAAGCCGGGAUCCCCCAUCAUUCUGAAGGGCAAAAACCUCUGCCCUCCUGCUUCUGGAGGUGCCAAACUCAACUACACUGUGCUGAUUGGAGAGACCCCAUGCACUGUCACUGUGUCCGAGACACAACUGCUCUGCGAGCCUCCCAACCUCACUGGGCAGCACAAGGUCAUGGUCCACGUGGGUGGCAUGGUAUUCUCGCCCGGCUCGGUGAGUGUCAUCUCAGAUAGCUUGCUGACCCUGCCAGCCAUCGUCAGCAUCGCGGCAGGCGGCAGCCUACUGCUCAUCAUCGUCAUCAUUGUGCUCAUCGCCUACAAGCGCAAGUCUCGAGAAAAUGACCUCACUCUCAAGCGGCUCCAAAUGCAGAUGGACAACCUGGAGUCCCGUGUGGCCCUGGAGUGUAAGGAAGCUUUUGCCGAGCUCCAGACAGACAUCAACGAGCUGACCAGUGACCUGGACCGCUCAGGAAUCCCCUACCUGGAUUAUCGGACCUAUGCUAUGCGAGUCCUGUUCCCCGGCAUUGAGGACCAUCCCGUCCUGCGUGAGCUGGAGGUGCAGGGCAACGGGCAGCAGCACGUGGAGAAGGCCCUGAAGCUCUUCGCCCAGCUCAUCAACAACAAGGUGUUCCUGCUGACCUUCAUCCGCACCCUGGAGCUGCAGCGCAGCUUCUCCAUGCGGGACCGCGGCAACGUGGCCUCGCUCAUCAUGACCGGCCUGCAGGGCCGCCUGGAGUACGCCACCGACGUCCUCAAGCAGCUGCUCUCCGACCUCAUCGAUAAGAACCUGGAGAACAAGAACCACCCCAAGCUGCUUCUCCGGAGGACAGAGUCCGUGGCUGAGAAGAUGCUGACCAAUUGGUUUGCCUUCCUCCUGCACAAGUUCCUGAAGGAGUGUGCGGGGGAGCCGCUCUUCAUGCUGUACUGCGCCAUCAAGCAGCAGAUGGAGAAGGGCCCCAUCGAUGCCAUCACGGGCGAGGCCCGCUACUCCCUGAGCGAGGACAAGCUCAUCCGGCAGCAGAUCGACUACAAGACCCUGAUCCUGAACUGCGUCAACCCUGACAACGAGAACAGUCCGGAGAUCCCAGUGAAGGUGUUGAACUGUGACACCAUCACGCAGGUCAAAGAGAAGAUUCUCGAUGCCGUCUACAAGAACGUGCCCUACUCCCAGCGGCCGAGGGCUGUUGACAUGGACUUGGAGUGGCGUCAAGGCCGGAUUGCCCGGGUCGUGCUGCAGGACGAGGACAUCACCACCAAGAUCGAGGGUGACUGGAAGCGGCUCAACACGCUGAUGCACUAUCAGGUAUCAGACAGAUCGGUGGUGGCUCUGGUCCCCAAACAGACCUCCUCCUACAACAUCCCUGCCUCUGCCAGCAUCUCCCGGACGUCCAUCAGCAGAUACGACUCCUCCUUCAGGUACACAGGCAGUCCCGACAGCCUGCGGUCUCGGGCCCCCAUGAUCACCCCAGACCUGGAGAGUGGGGUCAAGGUGUGGCAUCUGGUGAAGAACCACGACCAUGGGGACCAGAAGGAGGGUGACCGGGGCAGCAAAAUGGUGUCCGAGAUCUACCUGACCCGGCUAUUGGCCACCAAGGGCACGCUGCAGAAGUUUGUGGAUGACUUGUUUGAGACCUUGUUCAGCACCGUGCACCGGGGCAGUGCUCUCCCCCUGGCCAUCAAGUACAUGUUCGAUUUCCUGGAUGAGCAGGCGGACAGACACAGCAUCCACGACACAGAUGUGCGGCACACCUGGAAGAGCAACUGCCUCCCUCUGCGCUUCUGGGUGAACGUGAUCAAGAACCCCCAGUUUGUCUUUGACAUCCACAAGGGCAGCAUCACGGACGCCUGCCUCUCUGUGGUGGCCCAGACCUUCAUGGACUCUUGCUCAACAUCAGAGCACCGGCUGGGCAAGGACUCCCCUUCCAACAAGCUGCUCUAUGCCAAGGACAUCCCCAGCUACAAGAGCUGGGUGGAAAGAUACUACGCAGACAUCGCCAAGCUCCCCGCCAUCAGUGACCAGGACAUGAACGCCUACCUCGCCGAGCAAUCCCGCCUGCACGCCGUGGAGUUCAACAUGCUGAGCGCCCUCAAUGAGAUCUACUCCUACGUCAGCAAGUACAGCGAAGAGCUCAUUGGGGCACUCCAGCAGGAUGAGCAGGCCCGGCGACAGCGGCUGGCAUACAAGGUGGAACAGCUCAUAAACGCCAUGUCCAUUGAGAGCUGAGCGAUGGAGUCUCUUGUUCCUGGGAAGAGGGACCCGUGAAAGCUGUCACACUGGGCAUCUCAGAAGGAAGGACAAGUGAAGGGGAUCAGGCCCCAGCGCUUGCUGUCCCCUGAGACCCCCUCCCGGGGAGAGGGGAGGACCCCUCUCCCCACGCCAGCCAAGUUCCGUCACAGCCUGUUCCUGCAGGGAGAGACCGGGGGUGUCAUCCGCCCCAUCUCCCCGCGGCGAGGACGAGAGGGACGCCAGGACCCAGAGGAGAUGGCACUUCAAGCUGAGAGGCACGACUGAGCGCGGCUCUGCCUCUGUGACUGCUGCUUUGCAUGAAAACUCGUUCAGUGUAUAUUGGGGAAAUAAUGAGAACUUUAUUUAAUUUUUUUUAAGAAAAAGGAAAACCAGAAAUAAAACAAAACAAAAAGCUUCCCUGUU
Orcinus orca (killer whale) is the source of this 7439-nucleotide messenger RNA. It is a transcript of the gene PLXNA2, whose product is annotated as plexin A2. Lineage: Eukaryota; Metazoa; Chordata; Mammalia; Artiodactyla; Delphinidae. Gene Ontology annotation, biological process: regulation of GTPase activity; negative regulation of cell adhesion; regulation of cell migration. Gene Ontology annotation, molecular function: semaphorin receptor activity; protein binding. The coding region runs from base 1224 to 7013 and encodes 1929 amino acids. The record is from RefSeq and is a predicted model, not a curated record. The transcript is spliced from 34 exons. Gene Ontology annotation, cellular component: semaphorin receptor complex.